AUUCUAUACUUGCAGUGCUUUGCUAAUAAUGUUUUGCCUGAUCAUGAUGCUGGAGUCUUCAACCCCCCCAAAGACUAUGAUGGCUUUACCUGGAUUGACCACUCAAUUCAAUUUUUAUUCAGCGGGCUUCAAAGAUGGGAUGCUGUCUACUUUACAAACAUCAUGCUUUACGGCUACACCUAUGAAAAUUGCGUUGCAUUUUUUCCCUGUUAUCCUUUGUCUGUUUCAACUUUGGCAAGAAUAACAUCAACAAUAGGGAUCUUGCAUUUUAGCUCAUGGGUGCUACUUAUAGGGAUGACAUUAAACAUAGUUUUAUUCUUAAUGACUUCUUUGGUGUUGUUCAGACUUGGUAAAGCAGUUCUAGGCGAUGAGGACGUCGCAUUUUAUGGAAGCAUUUUGUUUUGCAUCAACCCAGCCAGUAUCUUUAUGUCAGCAUUAUAUUCAGAAACUAUGUUCAGUUUCUUUUUAUUUUAUGCUUUACUCAUCUUAAAUAGGAAAGCAACAUUUAUGGCAUCGAUUCUCAUUGGUUUUAGUGUAUUUACAAGGUCGAAUGGCAUUGUUGGUAUUGGUUUUAUCAUUCAUAAAAUAGUAAAAAUAUUUGUAAAAACAUUUUCUCAACAAAGGGAUUCCACAAAAAUGAACAGUUCAAAUGUGUUUCACAGUCUACUUUUAGUACUAAAAACUGUAUUUAAAAUAGUUAUUUAUUUGUUAACUAGUUUAAUUCCAUUUGGUCUCUAUCAAUAUUAUAUUUACCAAAAGUUUUGUUUACCAUCAUCAACAGCGUCUGACUUACCAAAUCAUAUAGUUACUUACGGUAGGUCUCAAGGCUACAAAAUUGUGGGUGACGAGCCAUCUUCAUGGUGUAAUCAAAGCAUAGCACUGUCCUACUCCUACAUACAGCACCAUCACUGGGGAGUUGGGUUCCUGGCUUACUAUGAACUCAAGCAGCUCCCUAAUUUUUUGUUGGCUUUCCCGGUCAUUUUACUGAGCUUUCGAUCAUGUUGGUACUAUUUCACGCAAAACAAAAAUAGUUUUUUUAGACUAGGACUUAAUGUGAAACAGAAAUUGAAAGAUGACAUUAUUAAUUCAGGGCCAGAGAUUUCCACUCAUGAUGUUAGAACUAAAAAGAGAACUGUUUCAAGAAAUGACCCAUUCAGAGAGGAGGCUGAAGACGACAGUCUUAAGACCAGGAUCAAAUGGAAUGGUUGUACUGGCAGUGACAAUCUUAGUGCACAUUCUAAACUUGUUGUUUAUGUUUUUCACCUGGCUGCUCUCACUGUGUUUGGAUGCCUAUUCAUGCACAUUCAGGUAAUUCACGUCAUUUAAGUAUUUCUUUCUGUUAAUUUUAUAUUGAAAAGGAAAAACAUAAUUUACUUUUGCUAUGUAUUCAGUUAAUUCUUAUCUUAGCAUCUGUCCAUCUAUGACAGACUUGCAGGAGUUUCAUCUCUGCUAACUAGGAAGCUUAGGUCACAUGUUUUAUUUAGAACCAACUUUUAUAAUGCAGCAGAUUAUAAGUGUUUUAAAUUUAAAACAUUUCCACAUGUUCCUCAGCAUUCUUACUAUAAAUACACUUUUUACUAAGCUAGAAAUGACAGAAAUAGGAUAUUUUGUUUACAAUGAUUGAAAAUGUUUCAUUUAUAUAAACCCUGGUAUUUCAAAAUGAAAUAGGUGUGAAGUACUCCAAUUUUAUGUAGUAACUUUUUAAAAGUAAAUAAGAUAAACAAACAUUAAAAUGAUAAAUGAAGGCAGAUUUAACUGUACUUUGCUAAUACACCACAGGUCACAGUGAUAAUUGAUCAGAAAUCAAACAUCUACUAAGCAAAGGGAAACCAUAGCUAAAUUACAAUUAUUUCCCCUUGCUGACACAUCUUUAUUCUUGGUACUAUUUAGCCUUUGGAAUUAAGACUUUGUUUACAUGGCUGGGCUGGGAAUGUGUGGAGAAAAUAACUUUUAUUUCUUUCCAAAGGUCUUAACUCGGCUCUUGUUCUCAUCAAGCCCGUUGCUUUACUGGUAUGUUGCAACUGUAUUCAUUCAAGGAUACAAACCUCCCACAACUCAAGCUGGAAAUAGACCCAAACAAGAUCUCUUGAUACCAUUUUUCAUACAGAAACUAUUAACAACUAUGAGGCUGAAUUUCAUCAACAAGGUGUUUUCAAACUGGCCUUACUUAAGUUUUGAGUUCCGUAUGUGCUUUAUUUAUUUUUUAACCUACUGUGUCAUAGGCACCUUGAUGUUUGCUAAUUUUCUGCCAUGGACAUAAUAUUUUGGCUUGCAUCAGAGGUCCCAAAUUUUGUGCAUUGACACUGAAGACUGCCAAGAAGUGUGUUAAAUACCGUAAUUAGUUACUUAGUAAUACACCAGUGUGCUGCAGUUAAUUUAUUGCAAAAUUGUAUUUUUGUCCCAGGACAUCAUUCUAUCAGUCCACCCACCAUUUACCGGACCCCAGGAGAAAUCAGAAAGCCACCUAUCAGAUUUAUAAACACGAUAACACAGAUAUUUUAAUCUUAAUAUUAUUAUUGUUAUAUUAAAAUUUCAUUAAAAUUCUCC
This is a messenger RNA of Lymnaea stagnalis (great pond snail), 2547 nucleotides long. The record is from the annotation of a GenBank genome assembly. Lineage: Eukaryota; Metazoa; Mollusca; Gastropoda; Lymnaeidae.